GUGCAGGAGAUGAGCGCCGGGUUUGGGUGCUUAGCGACUAGGGGAACCGAGGGCUAAAGAGGAGGGGCGGGAGCACUCCCUGCCCCCGCGACGACCGCCGCCGGCCCCGCCCCGCGCAGCCCUAACGCGCGCACCCAAGGUGUCUGGGCGCAUCCCGGCAGCUGAGGCCGCAGCGGUGGGAACUGGUAGAGGGGCUUCGAGAAGGAGACGGCGGCAGUGCCCCCACUCGGUUGUCCAAGCCAGGAGCGCGGGUACUUAAGAAGCCCCGAGUUAAGAACCUGCUAGGAGGAGGCCGACCAUCCUACCUCUUGUGGCCACGAUGCUGACCGCCCGCCUCUCCAGACCCCUGUCACAGCUCCCCGGGAGAACCCUGAAUUUCUAUGAAAGAGAGAAUGGAACGAGACGCCCCCUGCUGUGUUCCCCUACCUCCUUUGACUCUGCGGGCCAGCGCACGUAUGCCGAUGUGGUGAACCCGGCUGGCAGCAAAGCUGUCCUGGUCACAGGCUGUGACUCUGGAUUUGGGUUCUCCUUGGCCAAACAUCUGCAUUCAAAAGGCUUCCUUGUGUUUGCUGGCUGCUUGAUGAAGGACAAAGGGGAUGUUGGGGUCAAGGAACUGGACAGCCUGAAGAGUGAUCGACUGAGAACCAUCCAACUCAAUGUCUGCAAGAGCCAGGAGGUGGAGGCAGCAGUGGAGACCGUCCGCUCCAGCCUGGGGGACCCUGAGAAAGGCAUGUGGGGCCUGGUUAACAACGCGGGCAUCUCAACGUUCGGGGAGGUGGAGUUCACCAGCAUGGAGACCUACAAGGAGGUGGCGGAGGUGAACCUCUGGGGCACGGUGCGGAUGACGAAGUCCUUCCUCCCCCUCAUCCGAAGGGCCAAAGGCCGCGUCAUCAACAUCAGCAGCAUGCUGGGCCGCAUGGCCAACCCGGCCCGCUCCCCAUACUGCAUCAGCAAGUUCGGGGUGGAGGCCUUCUCCGACUGCCUGCGCUAUGAGAUGCACUCACUGGGCGUGAAGGUCAGUGUGGUGGAACCUGGCAACUUCAUCGUUGCCACCAGCCUCUACAGUCCUGAGCGCAUCCAGGCCAUCGCCAAUAAGAUGUGGGACGACCUGCCUGAGGUGGUGCGCAAGGACUACGGCAGGAAGUACUUUGAUGAGAAGAUCGCCAAGAUGGAGACUUACUGCAGCAGCGGCUCCACAGACACAUCCCCAGUCAUCAACGCUGUCACCCAUGCCCUGACCGCCGCCACCCCCUACACCCGCUACCACCCCAUGGACUACUACUGGUGGCUGCGGAUGCAGAUCAUGACCCACUUUCCCGGAGCAAUCUCUGACAAGAUCUACAUACACUGAAGAGUUCUGCAGUGGCCUGUGGCUGUUGGGGAGCCUGGUGAGACAAGAGGAAGGGAGGGAGGAGCUUGUGUGGUCACCUCUUGAUUACUCACUUGUGGAUUAUCCACAGCCCCAGGAGGACCCACUACCAGUUUUAGCGUUAACCAGAGGGGGUAGCCCAGACCAACUUGUGUGCACAGCGAGUAGCUGGGCCUUCUCAAUCAGGGUGCGGAGGGGCGGGCAGGCCCCCUAAAGCUCAGGGCAAACCUGGUGCCUCCGUCUUUCUGGAGUUGAUUUCACAUGAAGAUUUUGGGCAAACAUCCUUAUAUUAAAAACAGAUUUAUUAUAAAAUAGAA
Equus quagga is the source of this 1686-nucleotide messenger RNA. It is a transcript of the gene BDH1, whose product is annotated as 3-hydroxybutyrate dehydrogenase 1. The record is from RefSeq and is a predicted model, not a curated record. The coding region runs from base 320 to 1351 and encodes 343 amino acids. NCBI's taxonomy places the organism in Eukaryota, Metazoa, Chordata, Mammalia, Perissodactyla, Equidae. The transcript has 7 exons. Gene Ontology annotation, molecular function: oxidoreductase activity.